UCCAUACUAUGGGAUACAGGAUUUCUUUGUAGUUCAAAUGCAAUAUGAUGUUCUUCACUGGAGUACCAAAGACGUAUGGCCGCUUAAAUCACAAUUCAACAAUUCGUUUGAAUUACCUUGUAACAUUAAAGUGAGCAUUAUGUUAUACACAUUGCAAAAUACACUCACCAAAAAGAUGUUCGAAAAUGGUGUCAAAAUGUUUUUACAAAAACAAUACACAGACAUUAAUGAUUUGUGGAAAGUUAUGCAGACUGUACUGUAUAGUACAUCUGUCGGAGUUAAAUACAAUUAUAGUAUACAAGACAUAAUACCUAGUUGGGCAGAACUAAAUCACUAUCCUGUGGUAAAUGUGAAAAGAGACUAUAAUACUUUCAGUUUGAAUGUAUCAGUAGAAAAUUUUAAUACAAAUAUAUCGAUACCUGUGAGCAUUACUACGCAAACGUAUUUCCUUUCGGAGAAAAUUGUGUAUCCAGUAUGGCUAAUGCCACCACAUAUUUCAAAUCGUAUGCUGGCUUUCGACUCUGUAAUUAAGGAUGACUGGAUAUUAGUCGAUUCACAAGAAAGUGGAGUGGAAAGAAGGAUUUGUUAAAAAUCUAGAAUUGAGAGUCUUACAUGUUAAGUCUAUACACUUAUUAUAUGAAGCAAUAAAAUUAUCCCAAAUUCGUCUAUUUUGUGGCUUUAAGCAAUACUACGGGAGUUGCAUGUGCACCGCUAGCCGCCCUUCCCCCUU
Camponotus floridanus (Florida carpenter ant) is the source of this 730-nucleotide messenger RNA. RefSeq lists its product as uncharacterized. NCBI's taxonomy places the organism in Eukaryota, Metazoa, Arthropoda, Insecta, Hymenoptera, Formicidae. The record is from RefSeq and is a predicted model, not a curated record. The transcript has 5 exons. Bases 38 to 589 code for a protein of 183 amino acids.